Esox lucius (northern pike) is the source of this 1506-nucleotide messenger RNA. RefSeq names its product chemokine (C-C motif) receptor 6a (gene ccr6a). Bases 240 to 1376 code for a protein of 378 amino acids. Gene Ontology annotation, biological process: chemotaxis; G protein-coupled receptor signaling pathway; immune response. NCBI's taxonomy places the organism in Eukaryota, Metazoa, Chordata, Actinopteri, Esociformes, Esocidae. Gene Ontology annotation, cellular component: membrane. The record is from RefSeq and is a predicted model, not a curated record. The transcript has 2 exons. Gene Ontology annotation, molecular function: chemokine receptor activity.
GAAUGUCUCUCAGUGUCUUGUGGCUAUGCAGGUGUGAAGUCCGCAGAGGCUUGGGGAUCUUCACAGUGAAUUCUGCGACCCGGUUUUAUCACACGAUAUAUUUUUUUGGGUGAACCAGCGUUUUCUUCUUCCUCAUUUCUCAGACAGAACACAUACUGUUAUCUAUCUCUGGGGGACUGAGGCACACAGUUUUACUUUAUACUUGGCGGAAGCUUGAUUUCUGAGUUAUUGUGGGCAAGAUGGAAAAUGACACGACAUCAGACUAUCAAUAUGACGAUAUACAGUAUGUGAUGCCCUGCGAAAUGACCAAUAGUGACAUGGUUGAGAGAUCGCUGCGGUUCUACAUCCACUCUGUCAUCUGUAUCCUGGGCUUCAUUGGCAACAUCCUGGUGAUCAUCACUUACGCCUUCUACAAGAAGACCAAGUCCAUGACAGACGUCUACCUACUGAACAUGGCCAUAGCCGACAUGAUUUUUGUUGUGGCUCUGCCCUUGAUCAUCUACAACGAGUAUAAUCACUGGGAUAUGGGCGCAGUGGCCUGUAAGAUCCUCCGAGGAGCGUACAGCGUCAACCUGUACAGCGGCAUGCUACUUUUAGCCUGUAUUAGCACUGACCGCUACAUUGCUAUCGUCCUGGCGCGUCGCUCCUUCAGGCUCCGCUCCAGGAUUCUGCUCUACGGACGAAUAGUCUGCGCCACAGUCUGGAGCCUGGCUCUGUUCUUGUCCAUCCCCACAGUCAUCUACUACGACCGGUAUGUGCCUUCAAAUGACUUCGUCGGUCUCCCUGACUACGAAAACAAUUCGUUGAUUCCAGACGAAUCCAGUGAGACCGAUGUGGUCUGUGAUUUCAAGUUCUCGGACAGCGCCACAGCCCAUAAGAUGAAGACCCUGGUACCAAGCACCCAGCUGGCGGUCGGCUUCUUCCUGCCCCUGUUGGUCAUGGGUUUCUGCUACACGGCCGUCAUCAUCACCCUGUUGCGUGCCAACUUCCAGAAACAUAAGGCGGUGCGUGUGGUUCUGGCUGUGGUGGCCGUGUUCAUCGCAUGCCACCUUCCCUAUAAUGUCACCCUUCUCUACAACACAAUUGUCUUGUUCAAGACCAAGCUGUGCGGGGAGGUGGACACCACCCAAUUGGCCAAAACGGUGACCGAGACAGUGGCCUACCUGCAUUGCUGCCUGAACCCGCUACUGUACGGCUUUAUCGGGGUGAGGUUCAGGAACCACUUCAGGAAGAUCAUAGCAGAUUUAUGGUGCAUGGGCAAGAGAGUAUUGAACAACCGGGGCUUCUCCAGGGCCACGUCAGAAUUUUACAUUUCCAACAACCGCAGGUCUGUGGACGGGUACUCAAACGAAAAUGCAUCCUCUUUCACCAUGUGAGAAGACCCUGUGGUGGAGAGUCAUUGUCUUUACUUCAUUCACCAAUGUACAAAAAGAUCUGUUGAAGUAAUAUUAUGGAGGAAUGGUCUACAGUGCCUUCAGAAUGUUUUCAGACCCUUUUCACUUUCUC